AUGUCUCGUUAUACAAGGCUGUUCUUCCUUGCAGCCGCCGUCGUCGUCAUUGUUACAAUGAUUGUUACCAUCGCCGUCUUCGAGUUGAGGAUCUACCGCUCUCAGACUCGACUACUUCACCAUAACACGCAAGAGUGGCUGAUCCAUGCUCAAGCGCAAGAUCAGGCGCUCCUCAAGCUACAUGGUGCGAAUGAAACUGAGCGCAAGCAAACUCCGACAACAGUAGCGGGCAGGAAUCAGGUAGGUACAGCUAGGCCUCGCGUUGAUCAGGCUGAGUUGCACGCUCGAUUUGCCGUGCCUGACAGCCUUUGGCCACCAUCGAAAGCUGUGAUCAACAACGCCAGCCUUGACUUGAAGCUGAGAAUAUCUGCCACCAAGCGCAUGUACAUCACGUAUGGGCAGAACUGUUGCGUGAGCGCCAAGCAUCGAGCUUGCAGGCACGCAAAGAGAGAAGGGAAGUUUGAUGCCUGCAAAGCGUUUUCGCAGAGUGACAUCGACCAGAGCUUCCAGCGAAGAAACCAAGAGAUCUUCAAUGUUGGCAGAGGAGCUGGGCUAUGGCUCUGGAAGCCGUAUAUCAUCAACAAGACUCUGCACGAGGAUCUCAACGAGGGGGAGUACCUUGUGUACGUCGACGCCGGCGCCGUCAUCAAAUCGCCGAUCGAUCCCAUGCUUGCUUUCAUGGAGGUUCAAGACAGCAAACUACAGGGCGUCUUGACAUUUGGAGUUGGAUAUCCACAGUCUAUGUUCUGCAAACGAGACACUUUCAUCAUUCAGAACUGCGAUACCUCGGAAUGCCACGAGGCCAUGCAGGUAGACGGCUACCUGAGCGUGUGGCGGAAGAGCCAACAUGCGCUCGAGGUCGUGCAACAAUGGCUGAGGGAGUGUCAAGACCUUCAGAGUCUGUCGGAUGAUGAAAACGUCAAGGGUGAACCCAACCUUCCAGGGUAUCGGGACCAUCGGCACGAUCAAGCGAUCCUCACCAACAUCUUCACGCGCGAGAAAUGGGGGAGGGAAACCCAGCACGGGCCCGUCCAGUUCAUGUUCUCUCAUGACCGAGACAAGUCUUGAGGCUCCGGGCGUGCACUCGGACGGGAGUAUGGGCCCCCGCCAUACGCCGUCACCCGGGGUCUACGCCGGUACUGUGGCCGCCGCG
Guillardia theta CCMP2712 is the source of this 1153-nucleotide messenger RNA. RefSeq lists its product as hypothetical. Lineage: Eukaryota; Cryptophyceae; Pyrenomonadales; Geminigeraceae. The transcript is spliced from 6 exons. The record is from RefSeq and is a predicted model, not a curated record. Bases 1 to 1068 code for a protein of 355 amino acids.